Molecule: messenger RNA, 1206 nt
Organism: Dermatophagoides farinae (American house dust mite)
Lineage: Eukaryota; Metazoa; Arthropoda; Arachnida; Sarcoptiformes; Pyroglyphidae
Source: RefSeq, a predicted model, not a curated record
AUGAUUUAUAUGAUGAAUGGUCAAUUUAUCGCUAAUGCUCAUAUCACAUCACCAUCGAAUCGUAUUCGUGAAAAGAUAAAUAAAUCAAAUAAUAAUAAUCAGCCUUUAUCAUCGAGAAAACCAUCAUCAUCAUCAUCUGCUGCGCGGAUGGAUUUUGCCAUCAAAUCGGCUCAUGGUUCACGAAAUGGUAUCGGUAUUGGUGGCGGUGGCCUUAUCCAAUCAGUUUAUAAUGAAUUUCAAAAUUCGGAUGGUGGUGGUAUAAAAUCUUUUGGUAUUUCAUCGAAAAAAGUAACGGGAAAUUCGAGAAAAAAUGAUUUUCAUGGUGAUCGAAAAAUUGAUCAAAAAACAUUGAAUAAAAUCAAAGAAAUUAUCAAUGCCGCUGUGAAAACACGAUUCUCAAUGGAAACAAAAGAAGCUGAUUUUGAUGAAGAUGAUUAUGAUCAAACACCACAAGUGAUUGAAAUUGGUGGUUCGGAACUACCGUUGGAAAUUCAUUUUAAAUCGUCAUCAAGCAGAAUAAAUAUUAAACAGAGUCAUGAAACUGAUGAAGGCCAGACUAUUGGACCGAUGAAAACAAAUUCCAAACCAAUGAGAAUCAUACAUGAGAAUUAUAAACCAGUUAUUGCUGAAAUUCGUGAAAUAAUUACACCGUAUCGAAAAGUAUUUCAAGAAAUACAGCCUGUUAUGGAAGAAAUUCAUACAGUAGUUACGCAAGGUAAAAAACGAAAAAAAAUAAAACCUGGACAUAGAAUCAAUGAUGGUGGUGGAACGAAAGGAGGCAGCGGAUCAUCAUCAAACGCUGGUGGUGGACUAAAAGGUGGAAGUGGUGGUAGACAAAAACAACAAAGACCAUCAUCAUCAUCAUUGGAAGAGAAUAUUCGACAAGUUUUAGAACGAAUGAAUGAACGAUCAAUUCAAAAAGAACAAUUCGAACAACAAACGGUGGAAGAUAAUUUGGAACAACAACAACAACAACAACAGCUGGAGCAAAACGAUGAAUUUGAACAGCAGCAACAAGUGGAAAAUGAUAGGUUUUCCGAAUCGCCAGAAUCGCAGCAGCAGCAACAACAACAACAACAACAGGUUGAAAUAGAUGACAAUGAUGAUGAAGAUUCGAUUUAUAAAGUUCGUCAACAAUCAUCUUCAAGAAAUAAUGCUGUAGGUAGCCGUAAAGGUUAUGAUCGACGAAAGAAACGAUUAGUUUAA